AUGACAAUUAAGGACAAGGUUAGAAGAGUCUCCAAGAUCUUCCACUCGGAGUCGAAGGAGUCGUUGGACAAGGUGGCUGCAGAAGGCGAAACCGCCGCUGCACCAGCCACAGAGACCGUCGAGGUUCCUGAGGCUGCACCGGCUGACGCGCCCGUCGAGGCGCCAGUCGAGGCGCCAGCCGCUGGAGUUGAGACCACCGAAGCUCCGGCUGCGGCAGUUGACGCACCGCAGGUUAAAGACGCAGAAGCUGCUACCGCUGCCGAGCCCGAGGCAGUCGAUGCCACCAAGCCAGUUGAAGAGCCGCUUUCUACAGAAGUUGCACCAGUUGUGGAAGCAGCUCCCGCUGAAGAAGCCGGCGAGUUGGUGACUGAAGAAGGCGAAGCCGCCGAAGCAGCAGCGCCAGAAGAGGCGGAGGCUGCGGCUGAGGCACAGGAGGCAGCCGCGUCGAAAAACAAUGCAUUGAAGAAACCCCACGACUUCUUUAAGAAGCUCUUUGCCAAGUUCAAGAAGCCCGUUGUCGCCAAGGCCUAA
Messenger RNA from Lodderomyces beijingensis, 531 nucleotides. The record is from the annotation of a GenBank genome assembly. NCBI's taxonomy places the organism in Eukaryota, Fungi, Ascomycota, Pichiomycetes, Serinales, Debaryomycetaceae.